UGAUAUCAUGCUGUCAGCUGCAGCAGAAGAAGAGAAGCUCCCAUCAGAUCACCUUCAAUACCAACCAUGUUCUCUGUAGCUCUGCUGCUGCUGCUGCUGGCUGCUGGAUCCUGUGUGAAGUGUGAACAGUUGACACAGCCAGCCUCUGUGACUGUGCAGCCAGGUCAACGUCUGACCAUCACCUGUCAGGUCUCUUAUUCUGUGGGCAGCUACUGGACAGCUUGGAUCAGACAGCCUGCAGGGAAAGGACUGGAGUGGAUUGGAAUGAAAUAUACUGGAGGCACUCACUACAAAGAUUCACUGAAGAACAAGUUCAGUAUCAGCUUAGACUCUUCCAGCAACACAGUGACUCUAAACGGACAGAAUGUGCAGCCUGAAGACACUGCUGUGUAUUACUGUGCCAGAUAUAGCGGCUAUGGCCACUUUGACUACUGGGGAAAAGGAACAACCGUGACGGUCACAUCAGCCACUGCAAAUGCACCAACUGUGUUUCCUCUGAUGCAAUGUGGUUCUGGGACUGGAAACACAGUCACUCUUGGUUGCCUUGCCACCGGCUUCACACCCUCCUCACUGACCUACUCAUGGCGCAUAGUAAAUGGGGCUGCCUUGACAGACUUCAUUCAGUACCCUCCAGUACUGAAAGACAACCUUUAUACUGGAAUAAGUCAAGUCAAAGUGAGAAAACAGGACUGGGACGCCCUGAAAGCCUUCAGAUGUGAUGUGACACAUACAGCGGGAAAUCAACAUGUUAUUAUCACAAAGCCAAAGGAGCGGGUUGUGCCUCCAAGCAUCACAUUACACCCUGUCUGGGACAAUGUCCCUGUCGGGGCCUCAUCAGUCAGACUUGUCUGCACCCUAAGUGGCUACUUUCCAGACGAACUGAGUGUGGAGUGGAAGCGGGACAACCAACGUCUACAACCUGCCAAAAGCCCAACGAAGCUGCAGAGUGCGGAGGGAACAGAGAAAACCUUCAGUCUAACCAGUGAGAUUGAGCCAAAAACAACAGAUUGGGAACGAGGCUCAAAGUUUACAUGCAAGUCAACUCACAAAGAUCAGGAAUAUAUAAAAACAAUAAGCAUUUGUCAAAUCCAUGAAAGCGCCCCUCCCUCCAUCCAUGUGGCGAUUCCCAGCUUCAAGACAGUAAUGAUGGCAACAGGAUCCAACGUGGAAGCAACAUGUUUGGUCCGCUCUGAUUAUGACGCCAGGUUGACCUGGCGGAUAAAUGGGAGAGAUGCACAACGUGAACAAGUUACGCAGGACAAAAACUCAACAUAUAUAUUCAGUACUGUGACGGUUUCUUCAACUGAGUGGAAAAAAAUAAAGUUAAUAACAUGUAAAGCUGAACAUCAGUGCUUCUCACCCACUGAAAAGACCGUGAAUGUUGCAGGGCCUGCAGUUACAACUCCUGUGGUCACGAUCAGGAGAUCUCUUAAUGAAUUGCUGAAGGGGAACAGUGCUGUGCUGGAGUGUGACGUCACAGGACUCUCAUCACAUGACCUGUAUAUCACUUUUCAAGCUGGCACCUCUGACAUCUCUGAAAAACUGUAUGUUGAUCUUCCUGAAGCCCCAGGCCCGCAUUCAAUCAGUAGAAGCUUCCCUGUCCCGCCAGAGCACUUCAAGAAAGACAAAAGUUUCACCUGCAAAGUGUACCAAGGCUUCUCUGUGGAUUUUACAUCAAACUCCAUUGGAAAUAUUUUUGCGGACCCGUCAAUCAAACUUCUUCUGGCCCCCAGUGAAGAGUCAGGAUCACAGACACUCGUAUGCUCUGGACGGGGCUUCAACCCUCACAUUCAAUGGUCUUCUGAGUCUCAGCAAAGAGCUCCAUCAACUAAUGACAUCAGCAUGGGUGCAGAUGGGCGUGUGACAGUGACCAGUCAACUUCAAAUCACUCACACAGAGUGGAGCACAGGGAAGGUCUUCACUUGUCAAGUAUCAGACAAGUCCCUGGGCAAAAACAUCAGAAAGGACAUCAGCCUCUGCUCAGUAACUCCAGCAUCAUCUCAGGUGGUUGGCGUAUAUGUUCAGGGACCGCCACCACAGGAGCAUCAGUACAAGGGACAGGUGACUAUCACGUGUCUGCUGGUCGGCCCUUCUCUUGAUGAUUUCUCCGUCACCUGGAAAGUAGACGGGAAGAAAUAUUCCCAAAAUGUCCAUAGGGAGCCACCAGUGAGUCACAGCAAUGAGACGGAGACAAUGCAGAGCACCCUCAGUGUGUCAGCGGAGGAUUGGCAUGCACAUAAACGAGUGUCUUGUGAGGCAAAGCACCGAUGUUCCAACAAAGGCUACGAGGACCACAUCAGCAAAAGCAGAGAGCUGCACCCACCAGCAGUGAAGAUAAUAGAACCGGCUGCCUCUGACCUGUCUACGUCUGACUUCCUCACACUCAUUUGCCUCGUGUCUGGAUUUUUCCCAUCUAACAUCAUAGUGUACUGGGAGGAGAAUGACCAGAGACUCCCUUCAACUGUCUACACCAACAGUCCUGCAUGGAAAUACACAGGGAGCAGCACUUAUUCAAUGAGCAGCAGACUAAAUACAUCAAAAACUGAGGACAAGGAGUCUACGUAUUCUUGUGUUGUCAGACAUGAGUCAUCUUUUGAGAGCACUAUAAAGGAUGUGUAUGCCUCAGUGACCCAUAGCAAACCUUCAGUUACCUUGCUCCAGGGCUCUGGUGAACUUGUGUGCCUGGUGUUUGGCUUCAGCCCUGAGUCCAUUAAUAUCACCUGGUUUCUUGAUGACACUGGGGAACUGCUGGAAUACAACACUAGUGAACCACACAGAGGCCCAGACGGGAAGUUCAGCAUCCAAAGCCACCUUCGUCUGUCCAAAGCCAGCAGGUUCCUUGGGGCAGUCUUCACCUGCAGGGUGACACAUGCAAACACCAUUUUAAACACCACCCUAUCCCUGGAUGUAUCUAACCCAGAAAUCUUAGAGGACUGUAAUUUCUUAGAUGACAUCAGGCAUAUUGAUGUCAACCACAGCAAAGGUGUGGACAGCUGGUAUACGGCUUUCGCCUUCCUCCUUUUCUUCCUCAUAUCCCUCAUCUAUGGUGUCCUUGCUACCAUGAUUAAGACUAAAUGAUGAUGAUCUCACAGGACAGAUCCCAUUCUAUGAUCCAAAUAUGUGACCUGAGGAUUUCUGAUGGCAUAUGGUUUUCCUAGUUUUAAAGUUUGAUUAAAUCUAUUAUUAUUAUUAUUAUUAUUUUUUAAUGGAACUGGUUUGUACUGUAUUCAUUUAUUUUUUGCAUGUACGUUAUAUAUUUGGUGUGGCUUGUAUGUGGUGCAUUAAUAAUAAAUAAUGAAGCUUUGAAUUCUAACUUUAAGAUUCAAAUGCUAAUGUAAUGAGCAAAUAUUAUAUCACUGGACAUGUUGCAUUUACAAAAAAAUAAAUAAAAUAAAGAGUGAAAUAUUUCAAGGA
Epinephelus fuscoguttatus (brown-marbled grouper) is the source of this 3414-nucleotide messenger RNA. RefSeq lists its product as uncharacterized. Lineage: Eukaryota; Metazoa; Chordata; Actinopteri; Perciformes; Serranidae. The record is from RefSeq and is a predicted model, not a curated record. The transcript has 14 exons. The coding region runs from base 67 to 3078 and encodes 1003 amino acids.